Molecule: messenger RNA, 2279 nt
Organism: Cryptococcus deneoformans JEC21
Lineage: Eukaryota; Fungi; Basidiomycota; Tremellomycetes; Tremellales; Cryptococcaceae
Exons: 12
Coding region: 36-2183 (715 amino acids)
Cellular component (GO): cytoplasm
Molecular function (GO): phosphoprotein phosphatase activity
Source: RefSeq, a predicted model, not a curated record
UCGCCCCUUACUCUCACUGUUGCGAUCACCACAGCAUGCCCCAGCUGAUCCCAGACUAUCCAGGGCAUAAGCCACCCAGGUGGCGCUGUCUACGCUCUUUUCUUCCAGUGAUAGUCCUUAUCCUCCUCUUCUCCUUCUUUCUCUCCUCGUACUCGCUCCUUUCACAUUCAAAAAGCCCUGCAGCAAAGCAGCAAAUAGGUUGGCAGUCAUGGGAUGUAGUCGAUAUGACGUCUCAGACAGAAGUAGAAGGUAACGAAGAUGAUGAAAAUGAAACUGGGAACAGUAACGGAACGGAAACGACGUUUAUCCCAAGUAUACCUCUUGAUAAUUGGGACCCUUUAGCCAUGCACUCUACUGGAUUGACAGAAAUCGCUGUCAAAUCUUGCUACUUCCCCCCGGAAAUCUUUCCAUCAUUCUGCGCACCUGAAACGACUCCAGAGCUUGACAAAACAAAGGGGAAAUGGGUUAUCGUUGAAAAAGAUUUGAACGUGAGAAGCGGUUUAUGGUACCUCAAUCUCUACUACCGCCGCACCCGACGAUUGGAUGCCAAGCUCAUUACCGAUAUCAAAGUAUUAUCUCAUCCCCCGGAGAAUGAAGAGCAAUUGUAUGAGGACGGAUGGGUCUUGGCUUCCGGGGAUCUCCACAGCGGCGUUUGGCCCAAGCAGACUGAGAUGAGACUCUGGUAUAAACUGGGCUACCAGGGCUCAGAUGAUUGGAAAAUGGAGAGCAAAAGGCGAGAAGAGGAUGAUGAUUCAGCGAUGGAUGGAGUAGCAGAAAGUUCUGAAACGGAGUCUUCUGGCGACCAGGAUGAAGGCUCAUCCAGUAGCGGAGAAGUUCAAGAGAUCGAUGAGGGAUCAAAAACCACGGGGUCAUAUGGAGACUUUAUCAACGAAAUUGAUGUGCUCUACGGCGAUGAUGACCCAUUUUUCGGUUUUGAAAGAGUGCAAGGCGGGCCUGUGUUAAAGGAAGAGAAAGGAAAGUGGGAGACAGUGGAUAUCACAGUACGACGUGGCAAUCCAAGGCCUCCCCGAGCUACUGUUCCGACUUUCCACUCCGAUGGAACUUUGAAGAUUAUGCAGAUUGCGGACUUGCACUAUUCUGUUGGGACUGGAGAGUGCCGAGAUACUGACAUUGAGGGCUGUGUUGGAGAUGCAAAUACCGCUGCAUGGCUCGCAGAAGCCUUGGAUGCAGAGAACCCUGACCUGGUGGUCUUCUCUGGCGAUCAGCUCAAUGGACAACGGACAAGUUAUGAUGCAAGAUCUGUGCUUGCCAAGUUUGCAAAACCCGUCAUUGAGAGAGAAAUUCCGUGGUGUGCUGUGUUUGGCAACCAUGACAGUGAGAUCUACGCCGAUAGGGAUUACCAAAUGAAAACAUUGGAAAAUAUGCCUUACUCCUUAUCUCGAGCCGGACCUAAAAGCGUUGAUGGAGUAGGCAAUUACUACAUCAAGCUUCACUCCAGCGAUGCAUCAAACAUGCAUAUCUUCACACUCUACUUCCUUGACUCCCAUGCCUAUCAAAAACGGACGUUACCAUGGGUUAAACCCGAUUAUGAUUACCUCAAAACAUCUCAAAUUGACUGGUACCGCAAUGUGUCGUCUUCCAUCAAACCGAUUGAACGCCCAUUCAAGCCUGACGGUGCAGACGAUCUGUCCGGUAUCUGGUCCCGCCGUUCUCAAGCUUCACGUUUACCUCGCGACGGCUCUCAGACUCUCGCCAAACCCAACGCAAUGAUGUGGUUCCAUAUCCCUCUUCCGGAGGCUUACAACGACCCUGACCAGUCGUUAAUGGGUGAGCUCGACGUGGGUGUUCAAAUGGAUGUGGCUGGCAGUUCGAAGCAUAAUUCAGGCUUUUUCUACAACGCCAUCAAAACUACCUACGAUCGCGAGGAAGCCGAGGGCUAUUUUAGUAAGAAGACUGCGGAGGUUAAGGUACUGAGUCAUGGCCAUUGUCAUAACACCGAUCGGUGCCGAAGGGUGGAUGGCAUUUGGAUGUGCUUUGACGGCGGAUCAUCUUUUUCAGGUUAUGGUCAGCUAGGAUUCGAUAGGCGAGUUCGACUUUACAGGAUAUCAGAAUACGGAGAGAAGGUGGAGACAUACAAGAGAUUGACAAGUGGAGAAAUUAUCGACGAGCAGGUGCUGGUCGGCGAUGGAGCAGCAGAGGGUGUUGGCCAAGACCAGAUAUAAAGCAUAGGCAUAGCACUUGCUAGGUAUGGUCAUGAACCUGUUGUAUGUACUUUGCAUAGGAUCGAUGGCGUACAGGUACCUACGGAAAAUAAUGUA